Messenger RNA from Emiliania huxleyi CCMP1516, 2451 nucleotides. RefSeq lists its product as hypothetical. Gene Ontology annotation, biological process: cilium movement involved in cell motility; inner dynein arm assembly. Bases 1 to 2451 code for a protein of 816 amino acids. Lineage: Eukaryota; Haptophyta; Isochrysidales; Noelaerhabdaceae. Gene Ontology annotation, molecular function: dynein light chain binding; dynein heavy chain binding. Gene Ontology annotation, cellular component: inner dynein arm. The transcript has a single exon. The record is from RefSeq and is a predicted model, not a curated record.
AUGCCGGAGUGGGAGAAUGCGAGGGUGCCCGUGCCAGAGGGCGCGUACCCGCUGUUUCUGACAAACACGACGCAGGCCAACUUCAAGUGCCGUGAGCGCGAGGAUUGCACCUCCGCCCAGCCGUACGUCUUUGUCUCCAAGAAGGUUUUCCUCGACGACAUUCAGUUCCGCGGCGUCAUCUCCGAUUUUCAUCCGACCAAAAAGUACAUUGAGAAAUACCCUGACGGAGUGGACGUGCAGGAGGAUGGCACGUCAGGGCUGCUGCUCGUCUGGGACGAGGACGAGGACUACGGGCAGAACUUCUACCUUGUGCACUCUGUGGAGCUCAAGGAGGCGGUCGUCGCCAAGUGGGCGGCUGCCGGCGAAGGCGAUGCCGCGGGUGAAAGCGGUGGCGCUGGGGCGAUGGAGGAGGAGGAGGAGGAGGCGUACGUGCCACCAGUCUCCAAGCCGUGGGUGUCGCUCGGGUCGGAGCAGGAGCUUGAGAACGAGGCUGUGGUCGAGGGGCGCGGCCGUUUCAUCUUGCACCUCUCGCGGGCGCGCCGCCUCUUUGGCGCAAAGCCGCGGGCAUUCUUCGACCGCGACGCCGACGCCGACCCUUGCAUCAGCGAGAAUGAUUGCCGCCCCUUCACAGACCUGAAGUUUGGAGGGUUGGUUCGCGAGGACCGAUCGGUGGGAGUGCAGGCGGUUCCCCUGGUUGCGCCAGCCGCGACUCAAACAAACAGCCGGCGUCAGGUCAAUGUGGCGGCGCAAUACGACGCGCGCGAGCUGAGUGCGGGAGCACGGAGGGCAACGGAGCGAUCCGAGCCCUUCCGCGCAUUCCUGCGACGGGUGCGCGCGCCGUGCGAGCAAGCGCUGCAGCAGAACGAGCUCGUCGACAUAACAGCCGACGACUUUGCAGAGCUUGCAGACGACGAAACGUCGCUCGGAAAGUCUGACGCGAAUCUGCGCGAGCUGCAGCACUUUUCGCACCUCGACUACUGCGUCGACCGCACAAUCGCGUGCGCUGACUGGCUCCCCACGCCCAAGGCACUCGUUGUCGGCGUCUCUUGUGUGCAGCGCCUCAGCUUUGAGGAGCGGGUCGCCAUCGCCGGCAAGAUUCACACCGGGUUCGUGCUGCUGUGGAACUUCUCGGACCCGAUCACGCCGCAGAUGGUGCUGGAGGCCCCGAGCGACGUACUCUGCUUCCGCUUCUGCCCCACCAACCCUGAUUUGGUCGCCGGCGGACUUGCGUCGGGGCAGACGGUCGUAUGGGACCUAGCCGCCGCCCGACGCGAGGCGCAAGAGCUGCACGCGGACACGGGCAAGGAGCUCGACAAGCAGGAGGAGGGCUCGAGCGCAGUGGUGGCUCAGCCGGCCUUCCUCUCUCAGGUCGACCUCUCCCACCGGGCUGCGGUCACCGACAUUGCGUGGCUGCCAUCGGCGCUCGAGGUGUCGGAGAAGGGCAAGAUCUCACGCGAGUCUGAGCCUGGCGCGCAGGAGCUCUUUGCCACCACCGCGGCGGACGGGCAGCUACUGUUCUGGGACAUCGGCCGCGCGAGGGAGCUGCGGCGAGUCCUGGCCGCGGGCGGGGAGGAGUCGCCAGCAAAGAAGAAGAAGCGCGAGGGCUGGGGCCCCACCCACCGCCUGCCGCUCAAGGCGCCUGCCGCUCAAGGCGGGGCGGAGCUCGCCUGCAUCUCGAUGGCGCUCAGCGUGCCUGAGGACCCGGCCGCACCGUGCGAGCUCUUUUGCGUCACCGAGGAGGGCGAGGUUGCUCGGGUGAGCCUCGCCAACCCGGGCUCCGAGGCCGCCGAGAGAGGAGUCACCUCAGUGCUGCCCGGGCACUGCUCGCCGUGCACCGCCCUCUGCCGCUCGCCUUUCCACGCGGACGUCUACCUCUCUGUGGGCGACUGGAGCUUCUCGCUCUGGAGGGAGGGCGUCGAGCUACCUCUCUUCAGCUCGCCCUUCGCAUCGGCGCUGCUGACGUGCGGCUGUUGGUCACCCACGCGGCCGGCGCUCCUAUUCGUUGGCCGUGCGGACGGAGCGGUCGACGUUUGGGACCUCAACGACCGGUCACAUGAGCCGUUCCUGUCCGUCGCGGUCACAUCCGCCGCGAUUACGACGCUCCAUAUCCACACUGCUGGCACGAAGCAGCUCCUGGCAGUGGGCGAUGACCUUGCCGCACUCCAUGUGAUGGAGGUGCCACGGAGCCUUCGGCGCCGCACAAACAGCGAGAAGGACCAGAUGACCAGCUUCCUCGCGCGCGAGCAGCGCCGAGUCGAGUAUGUGCAGAAGCGGGCGGGGGCACGCGGCGAGACGGCCAGCACAGAAGCGGCGGCAGCGACGGGUGAGCCGGAAGAUGAAGCUGACACGAUGGGCGAUGAUGAGCCGACCGCGACUGACCCUGAGGGGUCUGAGGCGGACUUCCUAGCGAUAGAAGCAGCUUUCUUGGAGAGGAUGGGCUUGAAGAGAUGA